Lindgomyces ingoldianus is the source of this 1348-nucleotide messenger RNA. RefSeq lists its product as uncharacterized. The coding region runs from base 240 to 1109 and encodes 289 amino acids. NCBI's taxonomy places the organism in Eukaryota, Fungi, Ascomycota, Dothideomycetes, Pleosporales, Lindgomycetaceae. The transcript is spliced from 2 exons. The record is from RefSeq and is a predicted model, not a curated record.
CCUACAUGCGAGGGGAAGUGUGUUAUAAUGUGCGCAGGAAGACUUCCUAGGGUCCCAGAAUAUCAGGGCCGCAUGAAGACGAAGCGACGGCUGAAGCGAAGGCUGAGCCAUUAAAACAAAGCCGUGUUUACUUCACGAAGUCGUUCCAAACACCCCUUCCUUAAGGACAUCAUUUCAAACGAACACUUCACGCAUUCCUUUCCUCCAAAUAUCUCCCCUGUAAACUCGGUUCUUACACGAUGAUAAACCAAGUCGACAUCUUCAUCAAAUACGCCCUUCGUUCACUUGGUCUUCAACCCCAGCCAGGAAGUCCAAUUCCAUCCCCAUCCGACUCCCUCCAAACCCGACCCCUUCCAAAGCGUGGACCAGCCCAGCCAGCUAUCUCGGGCAAUUGCGAAGUUUAUGAGCGACAAGCGUCCUCGUUGUUAAUGUCCAGGCUUCCACUCGAGUUACGUAAUAUGAUAUGGGAGCGAGUCUUAGGAGGUAAUUAUAUUCACAUGUACUGGCGCGAUAGAGACACGCUUCUAGGAUUUAUCUGUGAAGAACAGAAGCAAUGUAUCAGUCUUGCCCAUAGCUCGGAGAGUAAUGUGCCUUGGGAUUCUGCGGUGACCAUUAAAGAUGAGGACAUCGAUCAGGGGAAAGGCUGGAUGGGGCUACUGUUGAGUUGUCGAGCUGUCUACUUCGAAGCCUCCAAAAUUCUCUACAGUACCAACACCUUCGACUUCACCGACCACUGGCUCAACCUUAACUAUCUCCCCUGGCUGCUCCCAAUCUCUGCACUCACUACCAUCACUCAAAUCACCAUGACUUGCCACGGCGUCCAACUCCCCUCUGCUUACCUCGACUUCCAACUCUGGAAAAGAACGUGGGAAACACUCUUUUUGUGUAAAGCGUUAAGGUAUUUGCAUGUUGAGUUGGUGCCGGUAGCUGCCCACACGACACUAGCUACGAAGACGUUGAUGGCAGCCGCUGAAGAUGAGUAUUUGGAGCCACUGCGGGCCGUGUGCGGGAUGGGAAUAAAGGUGUUUGAGCUUGUAUUGCCCUUUGAAGAGAAGGAAGAUGGGAGGGUGAGGGGGGAGUUGGUUGGAUGCAAGAUCAUUCGAGUAUGAAGCUCCUAAGGACGGAAAACCCUCACAUUGCAAAGCCAUGGGGAAGAGAUCCAUACCCGUAGCACGACUUCCGAAUCAAUACGCGACCAAUUCGUCAUAAUCAGAUGCGUAAUUUUAGUUCCCCUAAGAUUCCAGAGGAACUUACCAAAACACCCCACCAUGGCAUCAAGGGACUUCUGCCUGAGCUAACUACCCGGGAACUCCCGGCUUGUCUACUUGAAACCGCCUCACCACCCAAA